Molecule: messenger RNA, 3794 nt
Organism: Xyrauchen texanus (razorback sucker)
Lineage: Eukaryota; Metazoa; Chordata; Actinopteri; Cypriniformes; Catostomidae
Product: S-adenosylmethionine sensor upstream of mTORC1
Exons: 5
Coding region: 281-1303 (340 amino acids)
Biological process (GO): negative regulation of TORC1 signaling
Source: RefSeq, a predicted model, not a curated record
AGGCCAGUGUUUUCCACUCUGUCAUGGGACAGUUAACUUUUGUCAGUUCUUGCCUUCCCAAGCAGUCUGUAGAGUAGUUGUCUAAGGGAUAUUUGUGAUCGCCUACUGGUGUCAUUGGCAUUAUCAGCGAGUUUUAGAACCUGUGUGAAUCAGUACAAAUAUUUGGAUAGUUUUGUGCUUGAAGAUGGAGUUUCACUGAUUUGUUGAGGGACAGUCUUUUGCAAGCUGUUGGAGACACGGAUGUCUACAACUUCAGAAUCAAAGUAGAGGAACCACGAAAAUGGGAGAUUUUGAGAAAAUAUGGCGUGAGCACUGUGAAGACGAGCAGACUCUCAGUGAGUAUGCCAUGGCCAUGAAGAACCUAGCUGACAACCACUGGGCAAAUAAAUGUGAGGGAGAGGGACGCAUCGAGUGGUGCCGCAGUGUUUGUCAGGAGUACUUCCAGGAUGGAGGGAUGAGGCGAGUGUUGGAGAAGGAUGAGAAGAGUGCAAGGCAUGCCACAGCUGGCAAUAAUACAUCUGAAAACACUCCAUCACAGUCUUCCUCUCCCAGUUACAGCUCAAUUUUCCAGCUUGAAAGGAUACGACUCCUGGAUGUGGGCAGCUGUUUCAAUCCCUUCCUAAAAUUUGACGAGUUUCUUACUGUUGGUAUCGACAUUGUGCCAGCAGUAGAGAGCGUCUUCAAGUGUGACUUUCUCAACCUGCAACUGCAGCAGCCAUUGCAGCUGGCCAGUGACGCACUAGAUACCUUUCUGCGGCAGCUACGCAGCCCCAUUGAAGCUUUACCUGGCCAGCUCUUUCACGUGGUGGUGUUCUCCCUGCUUCUCUCCUAUUUUCCCUCACCCUACCAGCGUUGGCUCUGCUGCAAGAAAGCCCAUGAACUUUUGACCCUGAAUGGCCUUCUCCUCAUCAUCACCCCUGACUCCUCCCAUCAGGGCCGUCAUGCACUAAUGAUGCGUAGCUGGCGAGUUGCAGUUGAGUCGCUGGGCUUCAAGCGCUACAAGUACGUCAAGUACUCCCAUAUGCACCUCAUUGCUUUCCGCAAGGUGUCGUCCACCACCAGCAGUGACCUGGUUAGCCGCAACUACCCGGAGAUGCUCUACAUACCGCAAGACUUUCACAAGUUCGAGGAUGAGGGUUUCACAGAUUCCUAUGAGCCUCCACAUUCCGAAUUUGAGGAUGACCAGUUGGCGUGGAGCUUUGUGGAGUUGCCGGACACGCCAUAUGAUUCGGACUCUGGCGAGAGCCAAAGUAGCACGGCACCCUUCCAUGAGAUGGAAGACCCCAUUUUGCUACACAGCUGAACUGCCUUUCUUAAGGGGAAAGUUACCCAAAAAUGACAAUUCUGUAAUUUACUCAAUGUCACGGAAAACAAAAGGAGAUCAUGGGCAAAAUGUUUGCCUCAGUCUUCACCAUUUACUUUCUUUUAUGGAAAAAAGAUGUAAUGAAAGUGAAUGGUGACUGAGGCCGUCAUUCUGCCUGACAUUUCCUUUUGUGUUCCAAGGAAGGAAGAAGGUCAUAUAGGUUUGGAAAUACAAGAAAAUUAUGACAGAAUUGUCAUUUUUGGAGAAUUAUCCCUUGACGUGCUGCCAAAUGGUUUUGUUGCAAUCACAUACUCCCCAUUUUAAGCAGCAAAAAGUUUGCACAGAGUGAAUGAGGCCAGAUGUUGAAGUGGGUGUUUAUUUUUAAGAGAGUGAUAGACAUCCAUUUCAACACAAACACACUAAUCAACAAUCUUAACAAAGAAAUAACGGUUUUGCAAUAGAAGCGAUAUGGUCUUGUAUCAGAAGCAGCUGUGUGAUCUCAGGUUGAAAAUUUUGCUCAUCCAUUUUGGCUGUUUAUUUCUAUCAUCAUGACUAAAAUGGACAAGAUUUCUAGCAUAAGUUAAACUUUAGUCUAAUUAGUCAUUGUCAGUGUCAAAAAAAUGCAAUCUUUUGCCUGCAGUUUCUAUACAUAUUGAGCACCUUUCAAAUAUAAUUUCUAAAUGGUUAGCACUGGACAUUAUAGAUAGUAACUUUCAAAUUACAACCAAGCUUUUUUGCAAUAUUAGUGAUAUUUUGUAGCAUUUUAAGUGUCUGGUUUGGUAACGUAACAUUGUAACUGUGAAUGUGUGAUUUUCGCUUCAACAUGGUACAAAUCAAAAAGUAGUCAUAGUUUUCGAGAACAAACAAUCUUACAGGUGACCAGGUUGGAUGCAUGAUUUGCCUCAUUGUGGUAACCGGUUUCUAAUUUGUUUUAAAAAAGCUUGAUAGUAAACGAGUGACUGCCUUUUUUCAUUUAAACCUCUAAUAUAACCUGUAGUAGCCAAUUACGUGUCUGUAGUAUGUAGUACGAAACUGGUUCGAUUUCUCUGCAUUUCACCAUAAUGUGACUUUGUUGAAUAGGAUGAUUGUUUACUCUUGACUGUUUUCCUUCAGUCGGUCUAAUUUCUGUAUCGUUUACAGUGUAACUAGAGUGUAUAUCAGUUCCUCAAUACAGUGCAUUAUAUUAGCUUUCAGUUCUGGCUUUUAAGGUACAGAGGUUUUAGAAAGUUCCACCAAAUAUUUCAAAGGAAAUUGAUUUGUGACUGACUGGGGGGUUUACAUGGAAGUACUGUCAAAAAAGUUGUUUAUCACUGUACAUUUUUAGAUGUAUUGGUCUGCAGAAUCUGCAGCUUUUUAAUUCGCUCCAGGUUCUUAAAACACUAUACAAGUGUCCCAAGCACAUAUUUGCACGUGUUCGAUAACACCUUCCAUAGGGUUGGCAAGAUAUCGAUACUUAACAUCAGCAGAAUAGCUGAUUGGAAUAGCAAUACAUUCAUUAUCAUAAAUGGUCAAAAAUUGCCUAUAUAAAACUGUAACAUGGAAGUUUUAAUCACAACUAAUAAUAGGCAUGGUUUUGCAUUGUAUUAAUGUAGUUAUUGAAUGGUAUACCUGAAAUAAAUUACAUGGGAAGAUGCUGUGAUGGUUUUUAACGGAAGGUUCACUCAAAAAUGUAAAUUAAUUCCCUCAUGUUGUUCUAAAGCCUCUUUCUUCUGUGGAACACAAAACAUGUCUGACAGAAUGGCAGCCUCUGUUACUAUUCCACACAAUUAAAGUGAAUGGUGACUGAGGCUGGUCAUUUUGUGUUCCAUGAAAGAAAAUCCUUGGGCUUUGGGACAAUAUGAGGUGAGUAAAUGAUUUUGAAUUUUCAUUUUUGAGAAAACUAUUCCUUUAACUCCUGAAAUAGUAUGCAAGAUGUCCUCGUACACUGGGGUUGUGCUGAAGUAUAUAUGAGGUUUUGGUGUUUUAAAGCACUUUAAAGGUGUCAAGAGUAUCAGCUAAAUUAGAUCACCACUCAAGGUGCCUUCAAACCCAAAUUGUAUUUUUGCAUUUGGAUGAUAAACACUGGAUGCAAGAAGGACGGACUACUGAUUGUCAUUUGAAAGUAACUAAUUUAUCUCCCACAGUAAAUAGUUUCAUACUUUCAGCAAAUUAACCAGCUCUUGGCUAAACUAUGAAAUACUGCCGUAUAGUAAUAACAUUAGCCAUAGUAUUUAAAGACCCUCUUUAGUCUGUUCUCGAUUUAUAUAUUUGUGGAAUUAAAUGUUUUAAAACCACACAAAAAAGUAGACUCAUACAAAAAACUUUGUAUUAUACUGUACUUGGUGGUGUGUCCAAACCUUCACAUAUCAAAUCUCUUUGUCUUCCGCAGGUUCUAAUCCGCUGUUUGCAUGAUUGUUUUUCUCUUUCAAUGUUAAGAUGUUUGACUCCCACAGGACUGGGCUAUUUGUGAGAAUUAUUGUAAUUUCUCUUUUAUAAAUAAAUGUUUUUUUGU